ACACGCAGAGCGCGCGCAGCGGCUGCCGGUUCCGGACCUGCGACGCUGCUGCGACAGGAUGCUGUCUCCGAGCUAUCUCGCGGCCGCCGUGGCGUCUGUGCUUCUCGUACUCGACCCGCCGUCGUCACACGCGAAAUCUCUUGGCACUGGCAGUAACUGGUGGAGAGAUAAUUGUUUCGCCCCAUCGGAGCUAUGUGACGCAUACGAGCAACAGAGGAUGGAUGGUUUGCUGGGUCCUCCAGGAAUAAAUACAGAUCGGAAACCGUGGAAGGGCCAGAACACGAUGCAGUACGAGUGCCACAGCGUUUAUGGACCGAAAAGAAGGGACUGCCUGCUAGCCUCUUCAGGUGCUCCAAGGGAAGAAGUAUGUCCUCAUCAGUUUUCUCAGGUGCUGUAUGGUGACCAAGCAGCUGUCAACAUUGAAAAUAUUAAACAAUUCCAAGAAGAUACAAGAUCCAAACAACAUCAGAUGUGGGCGGAUCCGAGAGUUUGUGUAUCUGGAAUGAGUUUUCAGUUUGCUAUGAAGGAUCAAAUCCAGAACUGUUUAGCAAUGCUUUCGAAGCCGGUAAAUUGUUAUUCAGAUAUAACUUGUAAGAGUAUUGAAGAGGUUGUCUCUUCUAUAUGGAGAAAUGGUACAAGUCGUAGUGGUGUAAUUGAGUCGAUAGGUAAUAAUACUUCCUUCAACGAAUCUAGCACAUGUGGGGGCGGAUAUCUGAAAGGGUUUUAUUUUGACGUUUAUAGGGACAUGUGGUUAGACAUAGACGAAUGCAGUGAAAAUAUUUCAGGGUGCGCUCACGAGUGUGAAAACACAAUUGGCAGUUACAGCUGCAAAUGCAGACCGGGCUAUUUCCUACAGGACGAUCAGAAGUCAUGCCAGGAUAUAGACGAGUGUGGCCGAAACAUGUCUGGAUGCGCCCAGGAAUGUGAGAACACAGAUGGCAGCUUUAGCUGCAGAUGCCAAGAAGGCUUCUCUCUGAUGCCGGAUAAGAAGUCGUGCGAAGAUAUCGACGAAUGUCGGCGAAACAUGUCUGAGUGCUCUCACAAGUGCGUGAACACGAUCGGUAGCUACAAAUGCAAGUGCAGGAAGGGCUACUUCCUCAUGGACGACCAGAAGUCGUGCGACGACCACGACGAGUGCGCGCGUGACAAGAACGGCAGGAGGUACGCGCCGUGCACGCACCUGUGCGUCAACGUCGCGAACGGCUUCAUGUGCGGCUGUCCGGAGGGCUUCGUCAUCGAUAGGCGCAACAUCGCCACGUGCAUAGACGUCCGCAACGUGGACGUUCCCCCUCCUGGCACUAGACCCAAGUCACAGGGGCAGUAGGCUGCCGUAGAGGCACCUUCCGUGUGUCGGCCAGUUAAUAUUUUUAAUAUAAAAUGAGCUGGAGAUGAUGUAACGCGGUACUAUACUUCCCACCCCUUUCGAUGGAUGCGUUGCGGAGAAUUCGUGAAGAGAAUGUGAAUAUGGAGGGGGUUAGGCAGGGAAAAGAUCGAGGGAAUUUGGGAAAGAAGGAUGGUUAAGGUUUGACACCUCGUCGUUGUAAAGUUAAUUAGAGACACAGAAAUAGCUAGUCGGUUCUUUGUUAUUUCUGCAACCAUCUUCAGAUCGUUCCACACGUGAAAAACAAGCAUCACAUUAAUUCGUAAAUACCAAGGCAAUAACAGUACGUAGCUUAAAAACAUCACCGUGAGCAAGCCAGGUUGUUUUUAAACUAUGUACUACUAUUCUCUUGGUGUUUAUGAAUGCAGGUUAUUGCAUGAACACAGCUAACGAAUCUUUCCAAUUUCCAAUGCUUUUCACGUUGCAGACAGCAACCAAAACUAGUUAUCGUACUUUAAUUGUAGCAGAAAAAUUGCGGCCUAGGCAAUGAAACUUGUUUUUACGUAAAAAUCAAAUUAUUUAAUAAACCACAUUAAGACCGCCGUCGCCUCCCUGACAUUGUCAGGCUUCACUAGUAAUCUUUUAGGAUGGUUUCUUGGCCAAAUCUGUGAAGUAUUUUCGUAUGGAUCAGAAAAUUACACGCAAAAAUUUCCCAGAUCAUAGCUCACAAAAUGUUUUGCUACAGAAAUUGUCACAGAGAUUAAUAUGAGAUGUCGUAGAAUGCUGUCCUUGUCAAUCAGCAACAUCCCAAAUUUGGCAGUCCCAAGUAAAUUCAAGUCAUUUUUAUCAUGGAUCCAGGCAUCGUCUACCACCUUUGCAGAUUUGUUAUAAUAGGGUUCGCUGAAAUACCAGGGAAAGUAAGAGCCUGCUUCUCUUGCGUUAUUCACUACGUCAUUUGGCCUUCAAAACUAUUUAAUCUCCUCUGGUAGUCCACUCUCAGAGAUUGAUGGAACGUGCGUUUCUGGUCACUUUCUUGAAGAGUCGUGGACUGACGUUAAGUGAAAUAUGUUGUCGAUGAUUUAAUUCCACUGAAUGAUACUAAACGAUGUGGCAAAGAAAUUGAAUUGUAUUCAGCAGUUGUUGUUCAUUUCAAAUUUCUAUCUGGACCACAAAGAUUAAAGUUUAUCAUGAUGAGUGCUAGAAUAAUUGUUUAAGUUCAGGGAAAUUUUCUUACUCUCCAGUGUUCUGCCUCUAACGACCUCGACGUCGACUAGUUAAACUGAAGCCUUUUGCGAACGGGCUUUGUCCGUUUUUUUUUUCACUAAGCUAUCGAAGCUUAAUUCACGUAAUUUGUAGUAAUCUAUCAGAAAGUAACAGGUCGGUGAUGAAAACAUGAUUUUGUAACUUAUUAAAUUAUCAGGAACAUGAAUAUGCACUUACAAGUCCUUAUAUUGUUUUCGUAAACGAGCUACGACACACGAAACUCGACGUCUCUCUUAAUGCAGUUGUUAAAGUUCAUUCUGUAGGUGGAGCAUUAAUUUUUUACCAAAAUUCAUUUAAUCUGAAAGAUUAGAAGAAAUGGAAAAAAUACGAUGUAUAUUCAGCUUUAAUGUGUAUUGCAGAUAUGACUUGAGUGGAAUUUUGAGGAGCUAAUUCGACUGAGAUAAACAGUUGCUAAAAAACGUAUGAAGUAUUUUAAGGGUGGAUACGUGCAGUCUUCAUAAAAAUAUAUGAAACUUGAUUAGCUUUGAAGUAAUGUUUUCAGGACAUCUUCAGAAAUGAGAAAGAUAUCCUUCCAGGGAACUAUCUAGUCGCCCCAUAUCAGUAUGAUGUCACUUUUCUAGUGUCACUUCCGUUUGUCACCAACCACAAUUAUUUCUUCUGGCAGGUGUUACAUCAUCAAACUCACAACUACCCUUACCACUCAGAGACGCCCAUUAUAGAUAAUAUUUGUGUGGAUUAAGAAAUUUUUCUGGCUGACGUAAUGAACUUACCAUUUUAUUCAGCUCUUAUUUGUAAUCCUCUCUCACCUGUGCUAGACUUCAAAUGUAAUGAAGUGAUGGUGUAUACAAGUACUU
Messenger RNA from Schistocerca gregaria, 3399 nucleotides. RefSeq names its product fibulin-1-like. Lineage: Eukaryota; Metazoa; Arthropoda; Insecta; Orthoptera; Acrididae. Gene Ontology annotation, molecular function: calcium ion binding. The transcript is spliced from 3 exons. The record is from RefSeq and is a predicted model, not a curated record. The coding region runs from base 59 to 1324 and encodes 421 amino acids.